This is a messenger RNA of Mesocestoides corti, 2091 nucleotides long. The record is from the annotation of a GenBank genome assembly. NCBI's taxonomy places the organism in Eukaryota, Metazoa, Platyhelminthes, Cestoda, Cyclophyllidea, Mesocestoididae.
AUGGCCUCUUCACAGCCUGUCGAUGGUACUCGUGUAAUUUACUAUGUUGAUGAAGAGGAUACCCCCUAUCUUGUAAAGCUAAAUGCUCCAUCCGAUUCCGUCACACUUGGUGACUUCAAACUGGCUCUUAACAAGCCAAAUUGUAAAUAUUUCUUUAAGUCAAUCGACGAUGACUUCGGUGUUGUGAAAGAAGAGAUCACCGAGGACUCUGCUAAGCUUCCGUGUUUCAAUGGUCGCGUUAUUUCAUGGCUGGUGUCUGCCGACAAUUGCACCGGAAGCUCUGAAGGUGGUUCAGGACUGAAUGCUGCCAAGUUGGCGGCUCUUGCUGGGGCUCAGAUUGGCGACGGAACACAGCCUGUAGACAAGGGACGGUUCAGCGAAAAGAAGAUUAAUGGGACUACUAAAAAGCCUACUACUGAAUGUGACACCUGCACCGAAGAUACUGAAUCUGUUCAAAGCGGUGGUCAAGAUCACAUCGCACCCCUACGCAGUUUCCAUGACUACAAACAUGUUUUUGAUGAGAAACUUAUCCCAAUAACGUUAGUCGUGGCAAAGUGCUGGGACGCUAACCCUCGUGGUGGUUACUUCACCAUCCCUCGACAAGAACCCGUCCGUCCAAUCGACCCUCGGGCGUGGGUGCUUCACACGAACGCCAUGACGGCUGCCACUGGCAACCAGCCAGACCUGACGCGAACCAACGGCAACGCGGGCUCAGGCUCCUCUACAUCUUCCGGUGAGGACUCAGUUUCCACCCUCGGAAACCGAAGGGUGGGUGCUGCGGCCGCUUCAAGUAGCUCUCAGGGGUACAAUAUAGCCGCGAUGCUUACCCAGCAACAUCAACAGAAGCAGCCUCAACAGCAGCAAUCCAUCCUUCCUGUGUACCGGCCACCACCGCAGGCCUCCUCAUGCAUGUUGUCUGGCUUCCCAAAUCAGGUGAGUCAUCGUAACCAGGAGACCCUAAUGGAACAUAGAGGCAUCGUCGUCUUUAUGAUGCUCGGGCUUAAUCUAACCUGUCGUGUAUUUGGGAGCUCACAAAGCGUCGUGACGCUGUCAAGCUCCUUACCCGAGACCGACCGAUUCGGUCUUCCCACAGAGCCCCUGACAGUGGCAACCGACGUCAAAACUGUCAUUCAAGCUAUGAUGCAUCCUGACUCUGGUUUGGACGUCCGAGACCGCGUAUGGCUCAAAAUUACUCUUCCCAACGCCUUUAUAGGUUCUGAUCUCGUCGAUUGGCUCUACCGGAAUGUAGAGGGCUUCCCAGACAGACGUGAUAGCCGGAAAUACGCAGCGAAUCUUCUGAAAUUCGGUCUCAUUCGGCACACAGUUAACAAAUCGACGUUUUCUGAACAGUGCUACUACGUCUUCGGCGACAUAACUGGAAACUUCUCGUCUCUCAGCCUUGAAGAAGUAGACAGCGUAAGUGAAAUUGGCGCCCUGGCAGCUGCCCAACAGAACUGGAGUCACAGCACAGCCAGCACAAGCCUCACUGCUGGCGGGGGUGGGGGGGCCCCCGUCGCCAUCACAACCCAGCAGCAGCCGCCCCAACAACAGGCUGUCCCGGUUAGCAGUGGCGCCCAGUUCGGUGGUGCUCUCCCCUCCUCCUCUGUCUUCCAUCCCGGCCAGAAUGGAUAUAGGCUUUCAAAUAGCGGUCUAAUGGACAUGCCUUUACAGCAAAUGAUGUCUUCAGGUAGCAGCAGUAGUAGCAGUUCUUGUGAAAGUGCUACCGAAAAUACCCUUACCACAACCGAUAAAAUAGAUAUCAGUGGUAAUGUUAAUGGUCCAAGUCCCUUCCAUUCUGGAAACGCGCCUGGUUUUCGUGGCGCCCAACAAAUUUCUCAGUCGGCCCCACAGAAAAUGGAUCCUGCUUCUGGUGGUCAACAGCAGGCGACACCUCCAACUCACAAGAGUGGAGUUCGAAACAGAAGCAGCUCAAGUGGUACUAGUACGGAAGAUGAGGACGAUCAUGAUCCGGCACCGCUCGUUGUUCCCCAACCACUGCCAUCCAUUUUGCAGUCUGCACCUGGUCUCGUAAAGCCUCCACCCCCUCCCCGUGCUUCUCCCGCAACAUCAUCACUGUAUCUCAACUCAUAA